Arctia plantaginis is the source of this 1536-nucleotide messenger RNA. NCBI's taxonomy places the organism in Eukaryota, Metazoa, Arthropoda, Insecta, Lepidoptera, Erebidae. The record is from the annotation of a GenBank genome assembly.
AUGGUUAGUAAAGAAACAAAUACAGAGAAUGAGGAGAAAAAAGAACAGUACGUAGCUGACCUGGACGAAGCUCUUGAAGUAGCAGGUAUAGGCAUCUACAAUUUAAAGUACAGCUUAGUCCUGGCGCUACUCCUCAUAGCCUCCAUCGUAGAACUCAUCGGUUACUCCCUGGUGCUACCUGCAGCGAUAUGUGACCUGAACAUGUCUGACAGUCAACGAGGACUUGUUGCUUCUAUUCCUUAUGCUGGUAUCCUCAUAACUUCGUACCCAUGGGGUUAUCUGGUGGAUACACGGGGCCGCAGGAAAAUGGUCAUAUAUAGUUCUCUUGUAGCUGGAGUAUUCAAUGUAUUAUCUGGAUUUAUGCCAAAUUUAAUAAGCUUCGCAUUGUGUAAAUUUUUGUCGUCACUUUGCUUGGCGUGUGUGUCUGCAGCCCCUUACACAUUCAUCGGUGAGAUUUUACCAUCGAAACACAGAGAUAUAAUCCUAACCAUAGUCAACUCAGCAGAGAUUAUUGGAGCUGCCUGCGUACCAUUGCUAGCGUGGGCAAUCAUACCUACAGACUUUAGAUUAGUAAUUGGUGCAUCAUACGUCUUCAGACCUUGGCGUCUUCUGCCAAUAAUCUACGCCACGUUCUUUAUAGUACCCGGACUGUUAUUGAUAUUUGCCCCGGAGAGUCCGAAGUAUUUGGUUUCAGUCAAUAAGUGUGAUGAAGCUCUCAAAGUAUUACAAGACAUGUACGCAGGAAACAAAGGCAAGAAACCUGAAGAAUAUCCAAUAACAAAAUUGAUAUCUCAACCAAUUAAAAGAGACAAGACUGGAUUUUUAGACUCGAUUGCAGUACAAAGCGUGCCUUUACUUAAAUGGACCUAUUUAAGAUGGCUGCUACUGAACGGUUUCUUGUUAUUUGGAGUUUUUUCAGUUUUGAAUGGGCUUUACAUAUGGGUUCCUGACGUUAUCAACCGUGUGAUAACCAGCGGUGGAGGUGGAAGAACAGCGUGUGAAGUUAUUUUUGAUAGAUUUAAUCAGACGGUAGUCGAAGAUGCUGAAUGCGAUGACACAAUAGAGGAAAUGACAUUCAUAAUCAACUCAAUAUCUCAGUUGAGUUGUGCAGUUAUUGCUAUAGUAGUUAGCUCUACCGUCAAAUUCUUCGGAAAGAAGAAACUGAUGAUUGGGUGCUUUUAUCUCAUGGGUGUUUUUGCAAUCCUCAUCAACUUUACAACAAACGACAUGAUCUUUGCGUUUCUUUUAUCACCAAUUCCCAUAAUGGCAUUGGCGAUAGGCCCUGUAAAUGCCUAUACAGUGGAGCUAUUUCCCACACAUUUGAGGGGAAUGGCAGUAAGUUUAUCCAUGAUGCUUGGUCGUGUAGGGUCUAUCUUCGGGAGCAAUGUAGCUGGUCUGAUGAUCAACAAUUACUGCGAGAUCAUGUUUUAUUCUUUUGGAGGCUUGUUACUUUUUUGCGGUACACUUGCUUUUAUAUUACCUAAUUCGAGGAAAUCACGAACGGAUCAACAGGACAAAAUCGAAGCAGCUACAUAA